Molecule: messenger RNA, 1292 nt
Organism: Thermothielavioides terrestris NRRL 8126
Lineage: Eukaryota; Fungi; Ascomycota; Sordariomycetes; Sordariales; Chaetomiaceae
Exons: 3
Coding region: 270-1073 (267 amino acids)
Molecular function (GO): ubiquitin protein ligase activity; zinc ion binding
Source: RefSeq, a predicted model, not a curated record
CCAAUCCUCCGACUUCUCAUCCUCACAGCCUCGUCCCAAGCAAGCCAAUAAAACAUCCUCUUCUAUGCGGGUUCUUGGAGAUCGCCACUAUGGGAACAAGUACCGAUGUUAACGGUGGCGUGGCACCGCCUUCAAUCGCCCCGCCAUCGAACAGGAAGCACAAGCAUGCCGAGGCCGCUGUCGCUCAAACAAGCGCUAGCUGCGCUAUCGCAUCCUACGCCGAAUACGACGGCAGUCAUGUCUUUACCCCCUCAAAAAGAGCGCGCAGCAUGAAGCCGGCCUCCCCCACGUCGACCGAGAAACGACUCCGCCGAUUCCGCCCUCAGCCCCCGCAAUCCUUCCACGAGGUCUUCCACCGCGCCACCACCCAGCGCUUCUACGUGCUGUCGCGCACGCGCCACGGCACGCCCGACUGCCCGGAGGAGACGGUCGAGCUGACGGGCUCGACGGGCAACGUCUACACGGUCGAGAUCGCGCGGCAGCCGCGCUGCGACUGCCCGCACGCGCGCGCGGGCAACCAGUGCAAGCACGUGCUGUACGUGCUGGCGCGCGUGCUGCGCGCCCGCUUCGAGCUGGUGUACCAGCUGGCGCUGCUGGCGGAGGAGCUGCGGGAGAUCUUUGCCGGCGCGCCGCCACCGCUGGCGGAAGAUGAUGGUGGGGGUGGUGGUGGUGGCGGCGGUGCGCAAAAUGGGAGGCGCAAGCCGGUGGACGGCGACUGCCCCAUCUGCUUCUGCGAGAUGGAGCCCGCCGGCGGCGAGCCCCUUGUGUGGUGCCGCGCGGCGUGCGGGCAGAAUAUCCACAAGGCCUGCUUCGAGACGUGGGCGGCUACGAAGAGACGGCAGGCUGCUGCUGCUGGCGGCGGCGCGACCGGCGAGGUGACGUGUCCGUACUGUCGGAGCGUGUGGGAGGGGGACGAGGAUAUGGUGAGGAAGAUCGUUAAGGACGGGAAACGGAACGCGGAGGGCUACAUAAACGUGGCGUCGCAGUUGGGCAUCAGCACGCAACGAGACUACAGCACGUACUCACGAUGGUGGUCUGGUCAUCCAGAUAGUUACCGCCGGGGCUAUUAUUGAGCUUGAGAACUGGUGGAUGCAGGGCAGGUCGCAAUGAGUUUAACCGAUGCAACGCCGUCGGGGAAGGACAGCCCAGACAAGCCGUCGCCGCGCUGGACCUUUUUGCUGGAACGACAAAGUUGCUUUACCGUUUUGUGGUCACCGUUGGGGGAUCGCAGGAACUGCAGGUCGAUGGCUCUGUGCGGGAUGUAGUGCUCCCUGCCCGUACUAAACGGGACA